This is a messenger RNA of Phanerochaete carnosa HHB-10118-sp, 3216 nucleotides long. RefSeq lists its product as uncharacterized. The transcript is spliced from 12 exons. The record is from RefSeq and is a predicted model, not a curated record. Gene Ontology annotation, cellular component: membrane; exocyst. Lineage: Eukaryota; Fungi; Basidiomycota; Agaricomycetes; Polyporales; Phanerochaetaceae. Gene Ontology annotation, biological process: exocytosis; intracellular protein transport; Golgi to plasma membrane transport. The coding region runs from base 5 to 2341 and encodes 778 amino acids.
UGCAAUGCCACCACGACGGAGGCAGCAGUUUACCCAGGAGAAUGUCGAGCAGCAGCUGCAGCAGAUACAUCUCCUUGACCCCUCCUCGACAUCGGAGAACCUCGAGCAGCUCGGCCCCAUCAUCAAGCAGAUACAUACCAAUCGCCAGCAGGAAGCCUACCUCCGCGCGGUCAAGCAGCUCAUAGACUCCAAGGACGCAGAAAUUGAGCAAAUAUGUGCAGACAAUUACCAAGAGUUCAUCGGCUCUGUAUCCACGCUUUUUACCAUCAAAUCUUACACGACGAACCUUCGGGACACUAUCACUUCGCUUGACCAAAGCGUGGCACAAGUUGGCCAGGGCGUGGUAGAGAAGAAGCGCGCUUUGCUAAAGUCGAAGAAGACCGUAGCAAACCUGGACGAGGCCAUAGACACACUGCAGGCAUCACUUCGUGUCCUAGACGUUGUGAACCGCGUAGGCGAGAUGAUCGAGGAGGGAAAGUACUGGAGUGCCCUCAGGUCCCUCGAAGACAUUGAAAGCAUGCCACCGACUUCCUUGUCGCAGACCCCGCUCUUCCAGCAUUUACUUUCCUCGCUGCCUUCGUUGCGUAGUCAGAUCAAGGAUGCCGUGACGGCAACUAUGAAGCAAUGGUUGCUGUACAUCCGAGAAAUCAGCUCAGAGGUUGGUCAACUCGCCCUAGAAGCCAUGGACAAUCGUACACGGAGGUGGCGAAGUCGAAGAGAGAAGGACCCCAUGCUAAAGCUUAAUCGCGUAGGCAGUGCAGUGGAAAGCGUGACCUACGAAAAGAUUGAUCACAAUAUCCUGGAUAAUGACCGCCUGAAGGUCGACUUCACACCCCUGUACCAAUGCAUACACAUCUACACCGCUCUAGACGCGCUAGAUGAAAUCCGCAAGUCGUACCAGGCUGACCGGAAGGCGCAAUCAGACUUGAUUAUCCAAGACACACUUCCGUUAUCCCAGUUAUCCCCCGUCACGCAAGAAAUUGUUGGUUUUUUCAUCAUCGAGACACAUGUCCUCAAUACCACGGGCACCUUCCGGUCGGAACGCGACGUUGAGGAGCUCUGGGACGCACUGUUGGGACGCCUAUCCUCUGCAGCGGACCGGGCUUUGAGCAGGGAGACUGAAGCCGACUCAUAUCUCAGAGUCAAGGAAGGGCUCAUCGCGUUCGUUAUGACUUUGGAGGCAUAUUCGUACUCCACGGCAAGUUUGCACUCAUUCAUCAUCGUUCUCUUCGAGCGCUACGUCUCGUUACUUGAGAAGCAAUUUGCGAAGCGUUUCGAGUCGAUCAUAUCGCAAGAUGAUUGUCUUCCUAUGUUCAUCGAGAAUGAACGGGAUCGAGACAGUGUACUUGACACUGUCUGGCUUGGUAAUUCUGAGCGCGAGCAGCUUCUCGAGAGCCCGCUGCCCAUCAAUUUCCCGUGGUCUUCAGGAUUCUACUUGUGCUGCCAAGACAUCCGUAACUUUGUCCAUAAUUUCUAUCAAUUUUUGGAAGGCGUCUCGCAGCAUCACCGUAACAUCGACGACUUGCUCAGCAAGUCGCUGGAGAACUUGCUCACCAAGCACAUUGCCGAAAAUAUGGCUCGCCGUGCUGAGGCGACCUCAAAUCUAUCGCAACUGGCCCAGAUUAUCACCAACCUGGAACACUUUGAGGUAGCAUGUGCGGAGCUUGAGCGGUCGCUGACGACUAUCAGGUCAUCGCAACGUGGGGGCACCAUCCGGGUGAAUGCCUCGAGUGCGUUUUCUUCCGCCCUCCUACGCGCCCUCGCACGCGUGAACGCCUCGAUCACGUCCAAGCUUGACGACUUCUUUGGGCUGUCCGAAUACGACUGGACGCCAAAUAGCCGUGUCAGCAGCCCGAGCAUGUACCUGUACGAGCUCAUCAACUGGCUCACGACCGUCGUCGACACGCUCGUCAUCAAGGAGGAGUAUAAGGAUCAGGCGUAUAAGAGCGCGGUCGAGUACCUCGCGGACUGUCUUAUGGAAUUUCUAACGGGACGCAGCAUUCCGAUGCUGAACGAGAACGCGAUCCACAAUAUCCUCGUCGACGUUGACUUUCUCGAGGACGAGUUCAAGCAGGCGGGGCGGCCGCAGCUGCUGGCUGCCUUUGCGGAGCUGCGUGCGAUCGAGUCCCUCGUGUUGAACAACAACGUGCAGCAGUUCCUCAACCCGACGAUACGCCAGAAUAACUAUGCCGUCAUACGGGCGAAGCGGCUGCAGUCGAUGCUCGAGAAGCUCGCGCGCUUCGGAGGACAGAGUCGGGACGCGCCCACGCGCGAACGGGGCGAGCGUAGGCGGAAGGAGGUUGAGGCUAUCGGGAAAAUAUACCCAGUCGAGACGCGCUGAUCCAUCGAUAGCCGGCCUGCAUGUACUCCAUAACGACGGACAUCAUCCAUUGGAGAAUAUAUACCCAGUCGCGGAUGUAUUACAUGCGUCGCGCUCACAUGCACUCCACGUAAGCUAAAGGGACAUUCCCGGGGCGCGUUUCGUACAGGUAACAAGGUUGACGAACUAGAUGCCCCAGACAGAAGACGGUAAUCGAGCCGAUGGAGAUAGGAAAUUAUGAACGAGGAAACAGUGUUACACAGCAGGGUCGAGGGGCAGAGGGUUCCUUGCUUGUCGUUAGGAAUCGUGGCAUCGUUCAUGAGGAACCCGUGAUGUUGCAAAGAACUCAGACGCCUAGGUCCGUCGCUUGAUGUUGGUACUGAGCCACUCGAGACCCUCGUACAGACCGUCACCGCUGGUUGCACAGGCAGCCUAAGGCGCGCGUGUUAGCGGAGUCGGCGCCAAAAAUCCGCAUACAGCCAAGGGAAGCGUACCUGGAUAAACCAUGUCCUCUGCCGAAGGCCGUGGAGACCGAGCUUGUCAGUAAUCUCCGCUGCAUUCAUCGCGUUGGGCAGAUCUUGUUUGUUGGCGAACACAAGGAGAAGGGCAUCACGGAGCUCGUCCUCGUUGAGCAUCCGCUGCAGCUCCUCGCGUGCCUCAGACACACGUUCCCGAUCGUUCGAGUCGACAACAUAAAUAAUGCCCUGUGUGUUUUGGUAGUCUGUUCGGGAUCUAUGAGCGGACAAGGAGCUCAUAAAAGACGGUGAGUCACGCACAAUGCCUCCAGAGAGGACGAAUCUUGUCCUGGCCUCCGACAUCCCAGACGGUGAAGGAGAUGUUUCUGUAUUCGACGGUCUCAACGUUGAAACCUGCCAUCGCGCGCUGCAUGAGUUUUU